AUGAAACUCGCUCCCAUUGGCUGGGGCAAGCCCCAUGCCACACGGUUUAUAAAUCAAGCCCCUCGACUUAUUCCUUUGAUUUUCUUCCCCACACCAAACACGCCGUUGAUGCUGUCUUCAAUAUCUCCCUCAUCGUCGUCCGCGACGACUUCGACAUCUUCAAUCGACUAUCAAACCCAAUGGUGCCCAGUCUGUGACAAGAUCAUCGUACCCAAACGCACCCUCGUCCCUAUUCAACCUGACAUUCCCGUACUCAGAAAGAAAGUAAAUCCGCGUCCGCGUGGCUUUGUGGAAGGCACUGGCGCUUUCAACAACAAACAGCAGCAGCCUCCUCGUAUGCGAACCGUCAUCGACCAGGGUCCCUUUCCUUUGUAUUGCUCUGAGGAAUGCAAGCUUCAGGACGUAACAGGCAGGCAUGACGAAGACAAAGAAGGCUACUUCACAUAUCCCCUCUACCGCGUCCCCAAUUCACCUUCGGACGUGGAGUCUAUCUCGGCUAGCGACGAUUCAUUACCGUCACCUACCGAUGAGGUUCCUCACUUCUCUCAGCGGUCUUGUCUUCCCGCCGAUCAGGAUUCUUCACCAUUACUCGCCCCUAUUCGACCCUUCGCUCUUGGUUCAGAGUCUCGCUCAAAAUCUUACCACCACGGUACACCUGCCAUCGCGAUAUCUUCCUCCUCAGCACCCACGCCAAAAUACCGUCCCUCGUCGUUCUCAUCGUCUCGUUCUCCCUCAUCUUUACCAAAUAAUACCGAGGAACUUCUGAGCAAGUUUUCUCAAUCUUUCUCUAGGAGGUCCGAGUCGCGAAUGUCACUAUAUGGUGCCAGUUCACCACCCUCUUCCUCGCCGCUAUCAUCAUCAUCACCGUCACGUCGGGAGCGACCUCUCUUACCACAGGGCGCAGAAGGGAAGUUACUGGUCCCGAACGUUUUUGUGCGCGUUCCGUCUUCCACUUCUAUGCCUUCACGGCCGGCGAGUAGCAGACGAAACUCGUCGACGAGCAUCAACUCCCAGUUUUCUCGCACAGGCUCUAUGUCUAGUUUCGGCUCCACGAGGCCGAGUCCGCUUACCCACUACGAGGACACCGAGGAGAGUGAGGAAGAAGAAUUUGACGAUCCUCCACGCAGCCCAGCUAGUGUCGAUGGCUGUUAUUCUAUCAAUCCGACUUUAAGGAGGCCGGUUUUUGAGACACGGUCCUAUUCUAAUGAUAAUUUCCGGACCAUAACUCGAAGCUCCGCGCAGAAGAAGCGCAGGAGUCUUGUAGGAGGCGAUUCGAUUUUAGGAAGCGGAAAGCGGCUAUUCUUGUUCCCAACAGACUGAAGUCAGUCAUUGUGCGCCAUUCAAUUAUAUUCUAUUGGCCGGUGUAGAGAUGAACCGAAACAAUCACACAACAACCGCUCAUCAACCUACACCCGCAUCGUCCGCACAAGCGUUCAACACCGUCCCGCCUUUGCAUAUGUCUGCCUCUCAUCGCCCCUUUCAUUUUCCCGUCAUCGCCGUAUUCAUCGCAUGGUUUCGUAAUCCAUUAUCCCAUCCAAUGAUCCAAUCUGCAUCCAUCGUUCCCUUUGUCAUGCAUCGCUGUCGAUAAUCACAUCAUCCAUCUUGUUGCAAUUAACUGUAUAUCCCGGAAUUCUUCAUACUAUACCAUCCUAUCUUACUUUCAUUGCAUAUAGCUUAUUUUUUACCUUUGGAAGCCCGCCCACCUCUACCCUAUGCCCAAGAACCGCAUAAUCGCCACAUGUCUGCAAUGAUUCACACUACUUCCGUCUUACACCAUACAUUAUGCUUGUGUAUUUGCCUGCCACCGUUUUCCACUUGGGUUCAUUUGGGUCACAUUCGGACCUCAAAAUAAUCUGGGCUCUCAUCGUUCUGUGUUUUUAUUUUUGGUACUCUUGGUUCCCGGUUUUUUUGUGUUUAGGACUCUGUAACAGCAGCGUAACAUUUUUGUAUGAGUAGGAACAAUUGAAAGUCACAUACUGGAACGA
Molecule: messenger RNA, 1985 nt
Organism: Marasmius oreades (fairy-ring Marasmius)
Lineage: Eukaryota; Fungi; Basidiomycota; Agaricomycetes; Agaricales; Marasmiaceae
Exons: 2
Coding region: 1-1320 (439 amino acids)
Source: RefSeq, a predicted model, not a curated record